This is a messenger RNA of Caenorhabditis briggsae, 7098 nucleotides long. Gene Ontology annotation, molecular function: guanyl-nucleotide exchange factor activity. Gene Ontology annotation, biological process: small GTPase-mediated signal transduction; positive regulation of GTPase activity. The transcript has 30 exons. The record is from RefSeq and is a predicted model, not a curated record. Lineage: Eukaryota; Metazoa; Nematoda; Chromadorea; Rhabditida; Rhabditidae. Bases 1 to 7098 code for a protein of 2365 amino acids.
AUGAGGUCAUCUACAGCGCGCAGCGGAUCGAAUUCCACGGAUGACCGCCGAUCGGUGGUUUCUGGGAAUUCCAGCACCGCGUCGACGCUGGUAGCGGAUAGUUUGGCGUCUGGAAAGACGGCGACGUCACAAUUGAGAAAAUUUACCGCCGGUGUCGGACGUCCAGGCCUGGCUCGCGAAGCUCGUGACGCUGUGAGAGCAGCGUUGGUUGCUCAGAAUCCAUUGAGAAAAGCGCCAAUCAGUGAGCCCGUGGACUAUGAAAAAUUUGUCAACGAAAGGAGUAUCCAGCUAGAGAACGAUCCACAACGAGAGAUUGUUCUAUGUCCCAGGGAUGAUAUUGAGGUAACUGAAAAUUGCGAAAAUUUGGAAUCAUCGAUUCAACAAGAAUGCGAAACGGCAAUUCCGAUGGUGAAGCCGUCGGAUAUCAAACAGGCGAAAUGGCUUCUGACAAGAGAAGCACUGAGAUUCUACACACAACCACAUCGAUCGAUCACUUUUAAUUAUGCCAACUUCUCGGGAGAUUAUUCAGCAAACAAUACAUCCUCCUGCAUCGAAAACGAAACGCUAUCCUCGUUGGUUUUUGAGUCAGAUAUGGCACUGGAAGACGAGAGAGCCGCCUAUGGAGCAUCGUUGGGUAUUGGAUCCGUUGGAAUUGUCAAAGUGAGCAAAAUUCUUGAAUUUUGGCUUAAAAUUCGGGAAAGUGGUCCAAAAUUCCCGAAUUUUGGUUCAUUUUUCAUCAAAUUUGGAGUCUAUUUGAACCCCAAAGCUCGCUUUCAGGAAGGCAACCUGAACAUUCUCAAAUCCGACACGCCCACGUUCAUCGACAAUCUGAAGUCGUGGUCCUCAAAGAAGAGAUACUGUAUUCUGCGACGUCUGGAAGGCGGAGAAUGCACGUUUGAGAUUCGAAAAGCGGCGCAAGAAGCGCCGAAAAUCGCCCCACUGAAAAUAGGCUCCGCCCACAUCAAAUCAACGAAAAAGGGGAAGACGGUGUUGGAGAUACGGGGGGGAAUCGAUGAGAAAUCGGCGUGUAUACUUCUGGAGAGUGAGGAGACGCAGAGUUUGGAGGAUUGGUUGGUGGCACUGCAGACGGCCAUUGCGUUCGCCAAUAAGGAAGACGCCCUGUCAAUUUGUUCGGAAUUGGAUAAAGGAGGUACUUCAAAGUCAUCAGAUGCUAAUAAUGCAGUCGCCACGUCAUCAUCCUCCUCGGCAAUCAAUGGAAAAUCAAAAGGAGCCGAUACGGAGAGUAUUGGCUCGGAGGAUAGCUCGAAUUCGCGCACAAGCGAAAUGCAACCAUGGCGUGGUCGUAACUCAGCUGCCAGGGCUCUCCAACCUCCAAUCGUAGAUCGUCGGAACAUGUUCUCCCUCUACUAUCGUCUUCAACCCCUCCCAAGUCCCUCAUUCGAUCCAUCAACAAUUCUUCAAGGCUCCCAAGGAACAAAGCGGCCUUCGUUCACCGAGAUUCCAUCGUUUUCUCCAGUAAAAAUGCGCAAAUCGUCUUCUCUGAAACGAGAAACAGCCCAGAAUCGGUCGAUGCAUCAGAAUCCAUUGCUCAUCUCAAUCGAAUUCCAUGGCAUAUCGAUUCGUUUGCCGAACCAAAACGGGAUUCUCCACCAAAUCGAGCCCUUCUUCGUGCGAUUCUUUGUCUUCGACGCUCUGGAUGGUCGUAGAAUCUGCGAGGAGUUUCAAAUUCUGGUCAACGGAGACGAUUUGCACGUUUCGGAGCCAGUUUUCGACUCUAGUUGCCUGGUGAAUGGCAUCAAACGGUCCCUUCUGGUGGAGAGAACUGCCAAUAGAGCGCUUUUGCAACUUCCACCCACUACACAGAACCAUAAGGAUCUUUGGCUGGUUGUUAGAGUGGAUAGGGGCUUGUCGGCCGAUACAGCAGCCGAGUUGUAUAUGAAGGCCUGUUCGGACGCCAAAACCGUCGCAAAACUCCAAAAAACGAUAUCCCAAUCGAUGACCCGUCUGGCCGGCCAUCGUCAGCGAUUCGCGUGGACCGCCAAACCCCUCUUCCCAGAAUUCCGAUCCGACGUCUUCACCACUUCUGGAUCCACGUCUUCCACCCUAACGUCACCUACAACUACAGUAUCCGGAUGGUCUCGGACGUCAUCUGACUGCCUUCAACUAUUCAGAUGUGAACCCAAUCGAUACAGUGACGUGGAUUUGCAGAAGAGUCUUCUGGAAUUCUCGAAAUUGGAGAAACAGAGCAAGUUAAUGGUGCCGAAUGCGUCGAUUAGUGUUGCUGUGAAUACGAGAGCCAGUAUUACAGACUAUCUUAACCGCGUAAAUCCAUCACUCUACCCGCUGAAUCCAUGGAAACCGGAUGAUUCAAAAGGUGGACCGCCCGUUUUUCAAUUACAAUCGUUUGGGGACCAACCGAGUCAUCCACACACAACACUCACCAAUUUGCUCUAUGUCUAUCCAAUGUCAUUGAAGUAUGACUCCCAAAAAGCGUUCUCCAAAGCGCGUAACAUCUCGUGCAACGUCCGUUUCGUCCGUGGAGACCAAGCGAUACCCGAAAAAGCAAUGGUGGACCGAAUGUCGCCGUCGGGACCCUACUGUAUCUCCUCCACGUGUUCCAUCCAACACCAUCAACAGAAUCCAGUAUUCGGAGAGGAAAUGAAGACUCAGCUUCCCCUGAAUUUGACGACUUCUGACCACUUGCUCUUCUCGUUUUCCCACAUUUCAGUGGCGGGAAAUUCGAAUUUGAAGUCUUCGGAAUCCACGGAGACGCCCAUCGGAUACUCGUGGCUUCCGUUGGUUUGGAAGAAGGAUCGACUGAUUAUGGAUAAUGAUGAACAGGAAUUCGCAUUGCCGGUGGCUUGUGAUCUACCCGCCAAUUAUUAUCGAUCCAAACCAACUGGAAUGGCUGGCAAAGGGGAAGAAUCGCACCUGUCCGAAGUGCGUUGGGUCGACCAGAAGCCUCUGUUCCGUGUCCGUCUGCGUCUCUGCUCGUCGGUCUUCACAACAGACUCCAAACUGCAAACAUUCUUUCAAGCUUGCGAUCGCUUAUCAGCUAAAGGUAUCAUUGGUGAUGCUGCCGAUAGUUUAAAGAGAAUGGUGAAAUCGAAGUCAUCAUCACCGCCAUCAGACCUCCAGCAACAGCAGCAUCCACGUUCUUGUAGUCCGAUUGCUGAUUCAAUGCAAAGAUCGUUAUCAUUGGAGGACCCGGAUCAACAUCCCCAUAUGAAACAUCUUCUACAGGCGAUUCGACUCCUCUCCGACGUCCCAUUCGACCGUCUGCUCGUCUAUUUCCCCAUUGUUCUGGGUCGUCUGUUCGCAAUUCUACCCCAAGCACCCACUGAUCAGCUUGCCAUCGCCACACUACGCUCCAUCAUCUCGAUAUGCGAUUUGUGUCAACAAAACGGUCGACCGCGGGUCGUCCGCCGCUUCGUCCGCCACAAUUUUUCGGAUGCGGCCGCCCGCGAGCAAUUUGUGUCCCAUGAUGCCACCAUUUAUGCAGUCAUUUGUAGACAUUUACCCACUCUGAUGCGUGAAAUGCAAUCCGAACCCCCGGAAGAGCUCUCCAAGUUAUAUCGUCAGUUAUGGGUCCUCACCGACGCCGUCGUGGCGUCGAUGUCUCAGACGAUUUGUGCUGAGCAAUUGAAUAAGAUAUCACAACGCGAUCGUUUUCCACCGGAGAUUCUGGAACAAAUGGGACAUUUGCUGGAGGUCGCCGUGCCUCAAAUUGUGCUAAAACACAAGGAAAUGAAGGAGGAGAGCCGGUGUGCGAAUUUGGCACUGGCUUAUUUCACAAGGUUCGCCCUAAGUUUCGUGGAUCGAGGCGUCGUCUUCCGAUGGAUUCACUUCUACAUCUCUCGCCUAGAUGACACUGACUUCCGAGCCCUCCGUGACUACAAAACGGACCUUCUGGAGAUUCUGUGCCUUCACGAGCACUUUGUCCCUUUGAAUCUCCCCGUUCUGAUCAAUUGCUCAUCUCAAAUUCAACGACUCAACUACUCGGGCGGAGUGAUUGAUUCACAGAUGCAGACGACGAAUUCCAGUGGAGCGGGAUUCCUAUCGAGAUUCUUUAACCAGAUUUUCAAUACGCCAACGUUGGAGACGAAUGAAACGGAUCGAUACGCCUCCUGCUCGGGAGAAUGGCAUCUGAGCCCGUCGUUCGCUCAGAAUCACUUCAUCGUGGGCCUUCUGUUGCAGGAGCUGGUGGCGUGCAUACGAGAAACCAAGGAUUAUCGGAAACGACCCAUUUCGUUGUUAAGGAACCUUUUGGCCAAGCAUUCGUUUGAUAAGAGAUAUGGGGAUAUGACAAUCCAACGUCGAAUCUCGAUGCUCUACGCCCCUGUGCUCACAUUUGCCCUCGAUCACCUCCACGAGCUGAUCUACGAGGAUUCAGACGACGUUGACGCCACGCCCACUGGAUACCGAUCCUUCCCAACUCAUCAUCACUCCACCAUGGCCUCAUUAGCCUCGGCAAAAUCGAUUCUCCGAUCUUCUGGUGCCAAUCGAUACACUGAAUUCUCAAGAGGAAGUCCUGUACGAACGUCCAGUCCAGUACCAUCCACACACUCGACGUCACGACCACCACAGAUGCCGCCGCCGCCACCGAUUGGAGGGCAGAAAACAGUACCACCACCUCCAUCAUCUUCAACUCCUUUGGUGGAAAAACUGACAGAAGACGAGAUUCAGGAUAUUCUCAUUUGUUGUGUCUUCAUUCUACAACGAAUGCCCAAGCGGAUUCUGGCGGCGUUGUGGAGUGAAAAUGAGGGAGCCAAUGCGGAGAAGAUGAUCAAAUUGCUAGAAUUGAUUGUCGACGUUUUUAGAUACCGUGGCAAGGAACAUGCGCUCCGCCGAACAGCUGCGAAUUCAAAGACACGAUCACAGUUCACGCUGAAUCUACCCGGAAGAGCAUCGACAUCAAAUCGAAUGUCAGCGGAAAUGAUGGACGAGGAUCCGAAUGCGUCUGGUUCCACCAACUCGAUCCCAUUCCGUGUGCUCCAACUCGUCAAUCUGUCCCAAGAAGUGGCUCUAAUCGUUCUCGACGUUGCCCAAACGUUUGCCCACCAACUCGCCGCUUCCCAACGACACCGUCAUUGGCCCCAUUCUGAAUCCCUCUUCCACUCAUUGCUCAGCCUACAUCUCCGUCUGGCUGACGAGCAUUGGAGUGAAUCCGUUCGAUUACACGUCAUCGCUGGUCUGGCUCUUUUUGUGAAUCUAUUCAGAGCUCGGUUGUUCGAAGGUGGACCAUUGGAACCGUUGUAUAUGCUCAUUGAGAAGGUUUUGAUACAGAUGGCCUCUCGCCUUCCAGCCGUCCAAGCCGCCGCCGCCGCACUCCUCCAACUGAUUCUCAGAAACGGAUACGAAGUGGCUCAAGGCUACUUUGCCAGUCAGAUUCUGGCUCAGAGUGUGUCUCCAUCGACAAAAAUCAAUAAUCAGGCGAAUGGAGGAAGGAAAGGAGUGUCAAGUGAACGUCUGGGAAGACCCGGCAGUCAGACGGGCGUCGCGUUGGCUAGAUUAUUGGGCUUCCAAUCAGUGCUCUCCAACUCGGCGGCCUUCGAACGCGGCCUAUCGGCGGUUGAAGCCCUUGUGGACCAACGAAAAGCGACGUCAUUCGACCUGGCAGUUCUGGAUCUUCUCCGACAGCUACGCGGUGUGAUGACGGCUACAGUAGCGCUGAAAGACGCGGCGAAUGAUCCGAUUCGAUUGGCAGAUCUACAUUUACAACUGGCUGAUAGUUAUCGAGGAUCCGCUGCGUUGAGAAGCGCCUGGUUUGAUACCCUAGCCGAGUUGUAUGAACAGGAUCGAUGGUUUGCCGAGGCAGCUGUUUGCCAUGCACAUUCAGUGGCGAUUAUUGCAAGGGAGUUGGAGGAGAGAAAAGAUCUAGAAGUCGACUGGAGGGUUUUCGAAUGGAUCAACAAUCAGAUUUCUGAGACAGAACAGAGUCAGGGUGGAGACGCUGGCAACGUACAGCCCGCCGGAUUCACCACAGAGAAUCUGGGAGCGAAAAUUGAUAAGACGGCGGCCGCGUUGUUGUUAGCGGAGAGAUUUGAAGCAGUGGGGCCGUUGUACAGGCUGAUUGUCCCAGUUUUGGAGAGGAAUAUGAAUUUUACGAGUCUCGUGAGCGUCUACGCCGAACUACAACAGACCUACAGUAGGGCGGCGGAAGUGAGGAGCAGUGGGAAGCGACACUUGGGAACGUAUUUCAGAGUCCGAUUCUAUGGAGAAAAUCAUUUUAAACAAGAACACAACACUGACUGGAUCUACCGGGAGAUGGGACUCACUUCCCUGGCUGCAUUCGCAUUAGAAGUCAAGGAGAAGUGUCAGAGGCAAGUGGGACACGAUCGAGUACAAAUCGAGGCCAAUGAGCAUCUGGAUAUGGCCAAAAUCGAUCCAACAGUGGCAUAUGUACAGAUAACACAUGUCGAACCGUCGGUUUCAGCAGACUCCGCCUCCUCUUCGCCCCGCCCACCUACCGUAUCCAAUGACUUCGUUCUACACACGAACCUCUCCGAAUUCUCGUACGAAUGUGCAAUGGUUGAAAACGAGCGAAAAGUAUCGAAAGAGCCAGCAAUCCAUGAGCAAAUCCUCAAAAGGACCGUCAUUCGAGUGUCUUUGGGGGGAUUCCCAUCGACACGACGACGUCUUCCAGUCAUUUCUGUCAAUUAUGAGCAAUUCUCCCCACUGGAAUUCGCGUGCCAGAAAUUAAAUACCAAGGCAGAGCAGAUUCGGAAGACGUUGAGUGCUGCGUCGAAUGGACGGAGACUAGAUGUCAAAGGGUUGCAGUUGUUGUUACAGGGCGCCGUUCUGCCUACCGUAAACGCCGGACCCCUAGCCUACGCGGAAGUGUUCACGAAGGAUGAGCAACGAGAGAAGUAUGGCGACGAGGCGAUCGUCAAAUUGAGAGAGUCGUUCAGAAAUCUAAUGUCGGCGUGUCAAUUGGCCAUCGAAGCGAAUGCGUCAGCGAUCGGUUCUGAUCAACAGACGUAUCAUGAAGUGUUGGUGUCAUCGUUCGACGCGAUGCACGAACGUCUUCAGACAUUCUUUGGAGCAUCUCUUCGCGGCAAUCUGGAACCCGAUCCAUCGCAACUUCCACGCUCCGCAAUGCACAUACUGGAUAUGAUGGGCGGAGUCAGAAAUUAA